Molecule: messenger RNA, 375 nt
Organism: Botrytis byssoidea
Lineage: Eukaryota; Fungi; Ascomycota; Leotiomycetes; Helotiales; Sclerotiniaceae
Exons: 3
Coding region: 1-375 (124 amino acids)
Biological process (GO): rRNA processing
Molecular function (GO): DNA binding; peptidyl-prolyl cis-trans isomerase activity
Source: RefSeq, a predicted model, not a curated record
AUGCCACCAGCCAAGAAAGCCGCCGGGAAAGGAGGAAAGGGAAAGGCAAACGACACGGGCGAUGCGAAAGAAACAAAAGUGAAAGGAGCCCAGCAGAUUAAUGUUCGACAUAUACUCUGUUCCAAACAUAGUAAAAUGACGGAAGCUCUCCAAAAAUUAGAGGCGGGCGCAAGCUUUGAUAGUGUGGCUCGGGAGAUGUCUGAAGAUAAGGCGAGAGCCGGAGGUGCAUUGGGAUGGAAGGGGAGGGGAGAUUUAGAUGCUGAGUUUGAAAAAGUGGCUUUUGAAAUGGAAGCCAGUACUACGGCGAAGCCAAAGUAUAGAGAAGUGAAGACAGGGUUUGGCUAUCAUAUUCUUAUGGUUGAAGGGAGGAAGUAG